Molecule: messenger RNA, 1887 nt
Organism: Plasmodium vivax (malaria parasite P. vivax)
Lineage: Eukaryota; Apicomplexa; Aconoidasida; Haemosporida; Plasmodiidae
Exons: 1
Coding region: 1-1887 (628 amino acids)
Biological process (GO): cellular response to nitrogen starvation; autophagy of mitochondrion; C-terminal protein lipidation
Cellular component (GO): phagophore assembly site membrane; cytoplasm; Atg12-Atg5-Atg16 complex
Source: RefSeq, a predicted model, not a curated record
AUGCAGAAGGAUAACGGAGCAGUCCCCCUUUUGGAAAGGCCAAAUGUGAAUGAAAUCAACAAGCACAUCGAAGCUAGCCGAUUGGUACUAUGCCUCAUGCUUAGCGAAAAAGACGCCCCGUCACUUGUCUCCCCAUCCAAUUACCUUCUGCAUGUCCAUAGGUACAUGUACCUCUCCAACAUUGUUCCGAAAUGUGUAGAACAUUUUGGGUCGUUUGUUUUCCCCCUGUAUGGUAGCAAAUUUGGGGUGUACUUUGAAUGCAUGUGGGGGGGGCGAAAAGGAGCAGCGGCAGCGGCAGGAGGAGGGGGGACCCCUUUGCCUGUUCACCAAAAUGGGAACGAACACGGGGGGACUUCUCCCCUAACGUGCCCUAUUAUUAACAGCAGUACAUCCGGAAGGCCCCCCUCCUGUGGAGAAGACCCCAAUUGGAGAAACUCCACAGAGAGAGCCGAGGAUGGCAAGCCACUCCAGGAGAGGAUCAUACUCGACUGGAGACUCCCCAUAGGGGUACUCUUCGAUAUAUACUGCGAUGUGGAAGGGGAGGACUCGAGCUUUCCACCCUUGGAAGAGCAGCACACAAACUGGAAGAGGUGCUCCAGUGGGGAAUUAUUUCCUGACCAUGUCAGCGUUUUAGAGAUCACUCCAAAGGGGAUAAGCGAAUCACUUGGCGAAGCUGCGCGGGAGCAGAAAGAGGGGGAAGACCCCUCGAGCAAUGCCCCGUUGAAUGAUGCCACAAAGGGUUCCCUCACUGGGGAGGAGCCAUGCGGAGGAGAUGAAGGCAAAACGGAUGAGAACAGAAGCAAAACGGAUGGGGAGGCAAACAAAUGGCGCGCGGGAGAGCCCCACCCGAAGCACUACCACCUGCGAAUGAACAAACAAAUUAACAGCGACUGGUACGAUCAGCAAUUCGUGAGCAUAGCGGACAGGAACGUCCCAUGGAGGUUGGUCGUCCACUUCAAAGAUGAAGAAAACUACAAUGCUCAUUUCGGAAGAGGGGGAGGAACCAAAGUGAAUUACGAUGGGAACAUCAACCUGCUGCCCUACAACACCUGCAUACCUCUGUACAGAGGAUUUAACGAUUUUGAGGAAUGCCUGAUCGGUCAGCUUAAAAAGGCCAACUACGUGUUUAACAAGAAUAACAGGCUACUCCAGAUGCUGCCGCAGCAAGUGGAAAACGAGCUACUGCAGCAUUUGAAACGGUUUGACGUCGAAAGUGUUUGCGCCCUGUAUAGGGAGCACAUCGAUUAUAAUAUGGUCCGUUUCGUCGAUUACUUUAACGCCAAGUGUGCGCAGGUACAGCACAACAGGCACAGCGGCGCCAUCAGUGGGGAGAACAACUCCGUGUGCGCCCUUAUGAAAGAUGAAAACGUCGUUAAAGACGUGCCUAUAAUUAUACACAUUUAUGGACCCCCAUACAAUCAAGUGUUGACGAAGUACCCUCUGUUCAAAAUUGCACCCGUAGAAGGGACCGAAAAUACAGUCGACGGUUUUUUUGCCUACACGUUAGGGGACUUUCUGCAUGAGCAGUUCCCUUCCUUUUUUAGGAAAAUAAAAAAACGCACAACAGAGGCGGGGGCAGCGGUGAUGGCGGAUAACGUGCGCGGUCCCAGGACAAACAGUGAGCUAGACGCACAAGGCCACCUUCCUCCAGAGAGGGCAGCGGCGGAAGUGUCAUCCGCAACCGUAGCGGCAACGCCAAGUGCGCCCCCAGACGGGGAAAGCAUUUUCUACUUUGUCGAAGACGAGUACCUAAUUUUCAGCCCCUACAUGUUCAUAAUAAUCAACGGGAUUCAAAUUCCGCUGAAGACGCCACUCUACUGGCUCGCCGCCAACUUUUCCCAAUUUGAUAAUUUCCUGCACGUCAUUCUCCGUGUCCCCCCCUACUGA